CACUUCCCAAUUUACGCCGAGUUGCUCACUACACACCUACUAUCUUACACCUCCACACACUUUAACCAUGAGCUCUACAGCCGUCGAAUUCGGACUCAUCAACACCUUCCGUACACACAACGUGUUGAUCGACACGCUGCUGUGUAUGCUCGUACCGCUUCUCAUACAGAAGAUCGUGGCCUACGUGCAACAGUCGCCCCAGUCCCUUCUCUCCAUGCUUCGGAACUUCCUCAUCCCUCAGAAGGACGAGCGCCGAGUCUCACGUGUCAUUGAGGUCAAACAGCGCUUCAAUCGCUGGGGUAAAGUCUGGGACUAUGAACAAAAGAAUCAUCUGCUACAGAAGGCCAUCUCCAUCUACCUCGCCGAUGUCCUCGAUCUCAAGAGCAAAAACGCGCAGUAUGAACUGCUCGAGAAGACCAAAAAGAGUAAGAAGACCACCAAGGCACUGCUCGACGCUGCAGUCAGUGAAUCCAACUGCUCCACGACAGGUUCCGAGUCUUCGGACGGUGAUGAUGAUGAUGAUGAUGAUGACGAGUAUUACGGCGAAGUGAACCGCCUCAACGUCGAGGCGCUUCCCCCGCUUAACGAGUGGAUCGAGAUCGAAUCCGGUGUCUACUUCAAGCACGAGACCGUCGCACCUGGCAACACAGGUGAGAAGAAAGUCACCAUCAAGGAGUCGACCGUGAACUUCCGCUUCAAGUCUUCACUGCCCGACGCGUCCAAACGCAUUGACGCCAUCACCGAUCGCGCCUUCAAGAACUACCAGGCUAUCGAGCGUCGUAAGCACGUGGAAGACAAGUCCCGCUACUUUUACAUCCAGGCUGACACUGCGACUGCCAACACCGGUGACGACAACAAUAACAAUGCUACACCCGUGGUCGCCUACAAGCGAUACGCUCUGGGCGAGGAGAAAACCUUCGAGAACCUAUUUUUCGAGGAAAAGGAGCAGGUGCUGCAACUGCUGGACAACUUCGAGAACCGUUCGGGCAAGUUCGCUGUCAAGGGGUUCCCCUACAAGCUUGGCCUUCUAUUGCAUGGACCCCCCGGCACCGGCAAAACGAGUCUCAUCAAGGCCAUUGCACAGUACACUAAGCGCCACGUGGUGACCAUUUCGCUCGGCAAGAUCAAGACCAACCAGCAGCUGCUGGACGCACUCUUCGACAUGAAGUUUGCCGUGCAGGGCUUGGACUCACCCAUCGAAAUGGACUUUGAGGACGUCGUCUUCGUCAUGGAGGAUAUCGACUGCGCGUCGUCUAUUGUCAAUGCACGUGCAGAUGAGGCGAGUGACUUCUCUUCCAAACCUGAAGACACAAGUGAUAAACCGGUGCAGUCCGAAGACGACAAGCUGGUGACCAGUAUGAUCAAGGCGUGUCUAGAGGACGAGAAGAAGUACAACAUGCGCAACGACAAGCUCAACCUGUCGGGGCUACUGAACGUGCUGGACGGGGUCAUCGACUGUCCUGGACGCAUCAUAAUCAUGACAACGAACCACCCGGAGAAGCUCGACCCUGCACUUGUACGUCCGGGUCGCGUGAACAAGAAGCUGCUGCUGAGCUACAUGGGCUGCACACACAUCCAGCAGAUGGUCGAGUACUACUGCGUGGCUAAGCUGGACGAGUCCCAGGUGCGACGACUAUCCGAAGCCUUCGAUAUGUCGUCACAGGCAUUUACACCCGCCGAGAUCGAGGAGCUCUGUGCAGAGCAUGACGACGUGGAUGCCGUACUGGGAGGCUUCGAGAAGCUCGCUGCAAAGCACUGAAACAGAGGACUCUUUCAACGUAUCAUACUACUCUAGAGUCUAGACUAGACUGCAUUCCAUCAAAGUAAGUGAUUCUUUUCAUUUAACGUUACCGAUUUCCAUGUUGUACACAUGCAUGCAUGUCACCCGCUCAACAGUAAUGU
Phytophthora nicotianae INRA-310 is the source of this 1902-nucleotide messenger RNA. RefSeq lists its product as hypothetical. Gene Ontology annotation, molecular function: ATP binding; ATP hydrolysis activity. Lineage: Eukaryota; Oomycota; Peronosporomycetes; Peronosporales; Peronosporaceae. The transcript has a single exon. The record is from RefSeq and is a predicted model, not a curated record. Bases 68 to 1759 code for a protein of 563 amino acids.